AUGAAAUCUGAGUCUGUGGUGGCAGACCCUUUCCAGGCCCCUACAAUCAAGCAACCUCACCAAUCACUUGCUGCUUCAUGCCCGGUUGCAUCUGACUCUGCUGGUUCACCUUCUAAACAGCGAGCUGGAGCUCCUACUGUUCCCGCGCCAGGUUCCACUCUAGCUCCCUUCGGCCUCGAAGAUCAUCAGGUUCUAUCUUUUGUAGAUUCUGGUCUGGAAAGUACCCUUGCCCUGCCUGAUGCUGUAGCAGCUUAUACGGAUGCGUUCCUCUUAGGCUGUCUACCUUUGAUUCAAGAGUCUCACCUUGGCGAUCUACUGAGAAGGUCGUAUCCAUGGUCUCGACUCGCUCAUACCCGGCCCACCUCUCUGAGGGGGACUUCCUUGCUAUGCCACCAUCCUAUUAGCUUAGCUGAGCCCUCCCUUCUCGUAUUAGCCACCGACCCCGAAAGGCCCAAAGAAGGGGAGCAAGUUUUGGUCAAUCUCUCGGGCAAGGAAGAGAUGCGCCGGGUCUUUCUCUUUGAAUGGCGGGAUGCUAACUCGAUUCGCCCUUGCCUCUACGGGAUCAACUACUACUUAUAUAAAGAAAAAGCACCAAAGAUCGAUUCCCUAAGAGCUUCUUCUCUAGCAGGCGAUUUGGCCAAUUUUUUCUUUCCUGGGCAGGAUAGCUGCCAUCAAGCAGCCCCUUUAGAGCGAGGGCCUUCUGAGACCCAUGCUAUCAAGAAGAAGAGCCUUGAGCUAAAUCAUUGA
This is a messenger RNA of Vicia faba (fava bean), 747 nucleotides long. The record is from the annotation of a GenBank genome assembly. Lineage: Eukaryota; Viridiplantae; Streptophyta; Magnoliopsida; Fabales; Fabaceae.